AUGUCAGACCCAAAUUCAGUUGAUGUGAUUUUGGAAUUUCUGAGGAGGAACCGGUUCACCCGGGCUGAGGCAGCCUUGCGUAGUGAACUCGGCAACCGUUCUGAUGUGAAUGGGUUCCUUCAGAAGCUUAAAUUAGAGGAAAAGGAAUUGUGUAAUGUGUCACAUGAUGAUAAGGGGACGACAGUGCUAGAAAGCCGUGGCUCGGAUUCUCGUGAUAGUGUUGAUGGUUCUAAAGAGCUGAUUGUGAAGGAAAUAGAGUAUGGAACUAGUAGAAAUAAUGUUGAAAGCAAAAGGAAAGCUGCUGCUUCUACAGGGGAGCGUAAUCAAUCCAACGAAGUGGGUGGAACAAGUGACAAAAACUUCAGUUUCUCAAAGGGUUCGGAGGACAAUCUUCUUGAUUUGAACUCAUGGAAGUUUGGCCCUGGAAAUGGUCCAGCGGAGCCUUACCAAACUUAUGGUGGGAGUGGGGCUAGUAAUAUGUUGAAGACCCCAAUGUCUCAGCAAUCAAAAUCUCAAACAAGUGAAGCUGUUGAUGCAGCCAACAGGAAAGCAAAAUCUGGGGAGGAAAAUGCUGUGCCUAUGGAAAGAAAUUCCACUUGGCUUGGAAGUACAAAGUAUGAGCUCAUUCAAAGCAAAGAACCUAGGGAACUGGAUCGACAGCUAAAAUUUAGUAGUUCUUCUCUGAAAGAGAACUUGGUUGAUAAUGCUUUGUCGAGAAAUGAUGAUAAUGUGAAUUUGUCAUUGGACCCGUGGAAAGAUUGUUCCGUGAAGACUGUUUUCCCGUUCUCAACGGGAGCAGGGGAUGUGUCUACGAGCUAUAAUGGGUCAACUUAUUUAGGCAGAAAAGAGGAGAAGAGAAAGGAAGAAACAAGUGAUGCCAGAGCAGCAAUAAAAGAGCAGGUGGAUGAAGUGGGGAGGGCUUUGUACUUAGGAAAGUUGCAAGGCAGUUCCGAACAGAAUAAUUUCAGCAGCCUAAGUUUCCCUCUUUCACCAGAGAACCAGAAGGAAGAAUUUCCUCGGCUUCCUCCUGUUAAAAUCAAGUCAGAAGAUAAGCAGUUGGCUAUUAAUUGGGAGGAGAAGUUUGAGCGCGAUGGACUGUCCGCAAAACUCAGUGGUUCUACUGACAACACUUUGCUUAUUGGGUCAUAUUUGGAUGUGCCCAUUGGACAAGAAAUUAAAACUGCAGGUAUGAGGAGGCCUUCAGGGGGUAGUUGGCUGUCUGUGAGUCAAGGGAUUGUAGAGGAUACGUCUGAUCUUGUAUCUGGUUUUGCAACAAUUGGCGAUGGGUUGAGUGAAUCUAUUGACUAUCCAAAUGAAUAUUGGGACUCUGAUGAAUAUGACGAUGAUGAUGAUGUUGGUUGA
Messenger RNA from Arachis duranensis, 1362 nucleotides. RefSeq lists its product as uncharacterized. The coding region runs from base 1 to 1362 and encodes 453 amino acids. NCBI's taxonomy places the organism in Eukaryota, Viridiplantae, Streptophyta, Magnoliopsida, Fabales, Fabaceae. The transcript has 3 exons. The record is from RefSeq and is a predicted model, not a curated record.